AUGGCUGCCACUUCAGUUUUCUUCAUUCUUCUCUUCUUCUCCUUCUCAGAAGCAACAACUCAUAGCACCAAUGGCUUCACCGCCUCUCUAUUUCACCGCGAUUCCUCUCUCUCCCCUUAUGAUCGCCUCAACAACGCCGUCCGCCGCUCCUUCUCCCGCUCCGCCACUCUCUUCCGCCGCGCCGCCGCCGGAGUCUCCACCACCGCCGCCAAGUUUCCGAUCAUCCCCGCCAAUGGGGAGUUUCUGAUGGAAGUCUCCCUCGGAACCCCGCCGGUAAAGUUCGUCGGAAUCGCCGAUACUGGAAGCGACCUGACGUGGACGCAGUGCCUGCCAUGUAACCAAUGCUUCAACCAAUCAGGCCCCAUUUUUAAUCCACGUGGAUCCUCCACCUACCGCCAAGUGUCGUGCAGGUCCGGUACUUGCCACUCCCUCCAGGCCUCCGGGUGUGGGCCCGACGGCCGAACCUGCGGCUACGGUUACACGUACGGAGACCAGUCCUACACGUACGGAGAGCUAGGGCGUGACAAAAUUACCAUCGGGUCCUUCCGCCUCCGCAACACGGUAAUCGGAUGCGGCCAUGAGAACGGGGGCACUUUCGGCAGCGGAGCUUCGUCGGGGAUCAUCGGACUCGGCGGCGGCAGCCUCUCGUUGGCCUCUCAGUUGAACAAAAUCGGCGCCGUCCGCCGGAGAUUCUCCUAUUGCUUGCCCAAUAUCUUCAGAAACGCGAAUCUCACCGGCACAAUAAACUUCGGAGGACACGCCGUCGUUUCGGGCCGUGGAGCAGUUUCAACGCCGCUCGUCCCGAAAAAUCCGGACACAUACUAUUACCUGACUCUCGAAGCGGUCUCCGUGGGAAACACGCGUCACGCGGCCGACAUGUCGUCUGCCGUGGAGGGAGGAAUGGGGAACAUAAUCAUCGACUCCGGGACGACACUGACGUUCCUUCCUCAGAACUUAUACGACGGCGUCGUUUCGACUUUGACCAAAGUCAUCCGAGCAAAGCGUGCGGAGGAUCCGGCUGGGAUUCUGGAACUGUGCUACGCCACAAACGAGAUCCGCGAUGGGCAUAUUCCGACCAUCACCGCCCAUUUCGGCGGCUCUGCGGCCGUGAAGUUGCUGCCGUUGAACACGUUUGGGGAGGUCGCCGAAAAUGUGAGUUGCUUGACAUUUGCGCCGUCGUCGGAGUUGGCCAUUUUUGGGAAUUUGGCUCAGAUGAACUUUUUGGUCGGAUAUGAUCUCCAUGCGAGGAGGCUAUCGUUUAAGCCCACCGUUUGUGCAUAG
This is a messenger RNA of Momordica charantia (bitter melon), 1281 nucleotides long. Lineage: Eukaryota; Viridiplantae; Streptophyta; Magnoliopsida; Cucurbitales; Cucurbitaceae. The record is from RefSeq and is a predicted model, not a curated record.